Messenger RNA from Mus caroli (Ryukyu mouse), 359 nucleotides. It is a transcript of the gene CUNH17orf67, whose product is annotated as chromosome unknown C17orf67 homolog. The record is from RefSeq and is a predicted model, not a curated record. NCBI's taxonomy places the organism in Eukaryota, Metazoa, Chordata, Mammalia, Rodentia, Muridae.
AGAGCGCAGUCAGCGGAGAGGAGCCUGGCAUCAUGGAGAAGCUGUUUGUCUUGGUCUCUGCUCUCGCCCUGCUGGCUUUCUCCUCAGAAGCCUCCCCGAUUCUGACAGAAAAGCAGGCGAAACAGCUCCUGAGGUCCAGGCGACAGGACAGGCCCAACAAACCUGGAUUCCCGGACGAGCCCAUGCGGGAGUAUAUGCAUCAUCUCCUGGCCCUGGAGCACCGUGCUGAGGAGCAGUUUCUGGAGCACUGGCUGAAUCCUCACUGCAAGCCGCACUGUGACAGGAACAUUGUCCAUCCUGUGUGAAGGACCUGGGGCCAGCUCGCAAGCACGCUGACAGGCAGUGAUCCAGAGACUGCU